Racocetra persica is the source of this 523-nucleotide messenger RNA. The record is from the annotation of a GenBank genome assembly. NCBI's taxonomy places the organism in Eukaryota, Fungi, Glomeromycota, Glomeromycetes, Diversisporales, Gigasporaceae.
CUCACAAGAUUCUUCCUCAUGUCCUACUCAACAAAAUUGUAUAUUACCUGAACCCAACGUAUUAAUUUCUAAUAAUGUAGAGAACUUGACUAUUGAUUAUAACAUAUCUAACACAAAUGAACAUCAGAACGUUGAGUUUAACAGUCAAGAAAAACUUGAGAUUGUUCCUGACUCAGUAUUUCAAAAUUGGGAUCAGCUUGAUCGUUAUAUUAAAAUGUACGCAAAACAGAAUAGCUUUGUAUCAAUAAUUACUUGUUCUGAGUUUGAUGAGGCUACUCGUAGAAGGUGUAGAUAUGUUUGCAAAAAUCAAGAAAUAAGUUAUUCAAAGAAAACAGCUAUUGUAGAAAAUCAAAAACAAUCUCAAACAAAGCGGUUAGGAUUAAAAGAAGAGAUCAAAUAUUAUACUUCAAAAGGGUUAAAUAUGCAAAUGCAGCUUUCCUUACUUGAAGACAAAUAUCUGGAUAUUCUUUUUUUGCCACAAGAUUUGUCAUCUACAAUACAAUCCUUUAAGAAACAGAAUAAA